GGGCUGUGGGGCAGCUGGAGGCGCAGCGCCGGGCGGUGUCUUGACCCGCCGCCCCCGCGGGUAGCGGCGCGCAGUUACUCCCCGGCCCCCAUGAAGCUGCGGGACGCCCCCUCCGCCUGCCCGUCCCUGUGGCGCUGGUUGCCGUGCCCGCCGGCCGAGCUGCGCCUGGACCUGGUGCUCUCCUCGGGACAGAGCUUCCGGUGGUGGGAGAGCAGCCCGGGGGCGUGGACGGGUGUGCUAGUGGGCCGCGUCUGGACACUACGGCAGGACGGGGACCGGCUCUGGUACACGGUGUACGGCGAGGAGGAUGAACACGAGGAGGAGGAGGAGGAGGAGCGGGAUGUGUGUCCCGCCAAAGCGGCGAAGCUGAACGCCGCAGAGACGGAGCGGAUCCUGCGUGACUACUUCCAGCUGGACGUGGGGCUGUCGGCCCUGUACCACGCCUGGGGGGCGGCCGACCCCCUGUUCCGCAAGGUGGCCAAAGACUUCCCAGGGGUACGGGUGCUGCGGCAGGACCCCGUCGAGUGCCUCUUCUCCUUCAUCUGCACCUCCAACAACCACAUUUCCCGCAUCACUGCCAUGAUCGAGCGCCUCUGCCAGGCCUUCGGCCGCCGCCUCUGCUGCCUCGAUUCCCGGCCCUUCCAUGCCUUCCCAUCCCUCUCGGCGCUCACAGGUGCUGAUGCCGAGGCUCGGCUGCGGGCGCUGGGCUUUGGCUACCGGGCCAAGUUUGUCAGCGGCAGUGCGCGGGCCAUCGCUGAGGGGCUCGGCCCCGAGGGGCUGUGCCAGCUCCGCUCCGCGCCCUAUGCCGAGGCCAGGAGGGUGCUGUGUGCCCUGCCUGGUGUAGGUGCCAAGGUGGCCGACUGUGUGUGCCUGCUGUCCCUGGACAAGGCGGAGGCGGUGCCUGUGGACACGCACGUCUGGCAAAUCGCACGGCAGCGCUAUGGCGUGGCGCUGGGCGGCAAGAGCCUCACCCCCCGGGCCUACCAGGAGAUCGGCGACUUUUUCCGGGAGCUGUGGGGCCCUCAUGCUGGCUGGGCACAGGCAGUGAGUACCCCCCUUCCUGGCACCCUUGUCCUCCACCCCAAGCCAUGCCCACCCCAUCAUCUCCCCAUUCCAGGUCCUGUUCUGUGCUGACCUCCGCAAGGGCCAGAAGCCAGCUGGCAGCCAGCAUCAGGCCUGAGAGCUGAGGCUUGGACAGCCAUGGGAGUGGGUUCCUCUAGGGACACCCCAGGAGGAACAGACUUGAGUGGGACACUGUACCUGCUGCCAGCCUGGGAUGGAGGGG
Messenger RNA from Melozone crissalis (California towhee), 1285 nucleotides. It is a transcript of the gene OGG1, whose product is annotated as 8-oxoguanine DNA glycosylase. The transcript has 6 exons. The coding region runs from base 91 to 1134 and encodes 347 amino acids. NCBI's taxonomy places the organism in Eukaryota, Metazoa, Chordata, Aves, Passeriformes, Passerellidae. The record is from RefSeq and is a predicted model, not a curated record. Gene Ontology annotation, biological process: nucleotide-excision repair; base-excision repair, AP site formation; base-excision repair. Gene Ontology annotation, molecular function: damaged DNA binding; 8-oxo-7,8-dihydroguanine DNA N-glycosylase activity. Gene Ontology annotation, cellular component: nucleus.